Messenger RNA from Sodiomyces alkalinus F11, 1743 nucleotides. RefSeq lists its product as hypothetical. Gene Ontology annotation, cellular component: small-subunit processome; box C/D methylation guide snoRNP complex. Gene Ontology annotation, biological process: rRNA methylation; box C/D sno(s)RNA 3'-end processing. Gene Ontology annotation, molecular function: histone H2AQ104 methyltransferase activity; rRNA methyltransferase activity; RNA binding. The record is from RefSeq and is a predicted model, not a curated record. The coding region runs from base 1 to 1743 and encodes 580 amino acids. Lineage: Eukaryota; Fungi; Ascomycota; Sordariomycetes; Glomerellales; Plectosphaerellaceae. The transcript has 3 exons.
AUGACGUCCGCGUACGCCUCCCUAGCGCAGAAUGGCCCUGUCAAAGGUCUAUCAGCGUCAUCGAGCUCCCUGUCUCCCACGGUCACGGCUCUCAGCAGAUGGAGUGUCGCGAACAAACAGCUUCCAGCCGUUGAUGCCAUCAAAGCGCUUCACAUCUACGACUUCGACAAUACUCUUUUCAAAACCCCCCUACCGAACCCCACCCUAUGGAACGGACUGAGCAUCGGCACGCUAAGCAGUCAGGAUGUCAUCAUCAACGGAGGCUGGUGGCACGACUCGCGCAUUCUCGCGGCGACAGGUGAGGGCGUCGACGUGGAGGAGAAGCGCGCUUGGGAUGGUUGGUGGAACGAAAAGAUCGUCUCCCUUGUUCGCCUAAGCAACAAGCAAAAGGAUGCCCUUUGCGUGCUUUUGACAGGGAGAUCCGAACGCGGCUUCGCCGAACUCAUUAAGAAGAUGAUCAAUAGCAAGGGUCUCGAUUUCGACAUGGUCGGGCUCAAACCCGCCGUGAGCCCUACCAAUCAGCAGUUCACGAGCACCAUGCACUUCAAGCAGCUCUUCCUCGAGGCUAUGAUGGAGACGUAUAAGAACGCCGAAGAAAUCCGUAUCUACGAGGAUCGCCCCAAGCAUGUCAAGGGCUUCCGCGACUUCAUGGCCGAAUACAACCAGCGCCAGCAGAUCCCCCACAUGCGCGCGCGUGGUCCCAUCUCGGCCGAAGUUGUUCAGGUCGCCGACAUCUCCACCACGCUCGACCCCGUCGUCGAGGUGGCCGAGGUCCAGCACAUGAUCAACGCCCACAACGCGGCCGUCUCCCUACCCCAACAGAAAUCCCGGCCUUAUCACAUGCGCCCGCGCAGACUAAGGGUCAAGAAGACCGUUUUCUUCACCGGCUACAUGCUUGACAAGAAGGACACGGAGGUCCUGACCAAGCUGGCCAAAUCUCUGAUCCCCGCUGACAUACCUGGCCAUGAUCUCAAGUUCCACGCCAACAACAUCCUCAUCUGCCCGAGGCCGUGCCCCGCGUCCAUCCUCGAAAAGGUGGGCGGCAUGGGUGCCAAGAUGCGCUGGGAGGUCACCGGCACGUCCUGUUUUGAGAACUCGGUUUGGGCCGCAUGUUUGCGACCCGUGCCCGCGACAGCCAAGUUCCACACGGAUAACCCGCUACCUCUGGUCGUUCUUGCGCUGCGCAAAGGAGCUCGACCGAUUGACGCCGCCAAGAUACAAAACUGGGCGCCGGUAGCCCCGGAAAAUGCCCUCAGCUUCACCACGAAAGUCGGUGAAAAGGUGCUGCUCCGUAUCGAACCCGAGGAUCCCCGCGAGGACGAGUAUGAGUCACUCUUCGUCAACAAGUCCUCCAAGAGGAGACACGGCGAGGAUGGCGGACGUUUCGCCCGCCAUGCGCACGAUGGACAUCACCACCAACAGCAGCAGCAGCAGCAGCAGCAGCAGCACCAGCACCACCACCACCACCAACACCACCACCCUGGUUAUCGCGGCGGCCAGCGCUACCACUCGGCCCCUAGGGGGGGUCGCGGCCACUUCCGCGGCGGAGGUGGCGGAGCUAGAGGCGGCGGCAACUUCCGGGGUCCACGUGGCGGUGGCAGAGGUGGUAGGGGCGGCGGUGGUCGUGGCGGCGGCGGCCUCCACGGCUACCGGAGUCUAGACGACGUUGGUGGCGGUGGCGGUGGCGGAGGACCUUCAUCACAUGGCACCGCCGGCGGUACCGACUUGCAAAGCUACUAUUAA